CAACAAGAGAUUCCGGUGGAGUUUUGGAAGCAUGCGGGUCGUGGUGCGUGGGUUUGGUUAACCAAACUCUUCAAUGUCAUCUUCCGGACAGCAAGGAUGCCGGAUGAGUGGAGGGAGAGUCUCUUGGUCCCCCUGUUUAAAGGCAAAGGUGACAUCCAGAGCUGCGAGAAUUACAAAGGCAUCAAACUGCUUAGCCACACCAUGAAGAUCGACUACAGAGGCCACAUUCACCUCGUGAGGAGGUUAAUGGAAGAGUAUAGGGCUAGGAAGAAGGACCUUCAUAUGGUGUCCAUUGAUCUCGAGAAGGCGUACGAUAGGGUGCCAAGGGAGGUCUUAUGGAGGUGCCUUGAGACGAGAGGAGUUCCCAUCGUGUACACUCGCGCGAUCAAGGAUAUGUACGAUGGGGCUAUGACUAGGCGCCUUGCCCUUGAGACUAAAGGGUUCAGAAUAAGUAGGAACAAGACUGAAUACAUGGAGUGUCGUUUCAGCGGCAGUGAAACAGAAUCAGAUGUGGAAGUUAGGAUUGACUCUCACCUAGUACCUAAGGUAGACAGGUUUCAGUAUCUUGGCUCGGUAAUCCAGGCUGAUGGGGAGUUAGACGAGGAUGUUGGACAUCGUGUUGGAGUGGCUUGGGCCAAAUGGCGGUUGGCUUCAGGGGUAUUGUGUGACCCGAAGAUUUCGCCCAGGAUGAAAGGCAAGUUCUACCGAUCCGUAGUCAGACCUGCUAUGUUAUAUGGGGCAGAGUGUUGGGCGGUUAAGAAGACUCAUGUGCGUCGUCUGCAAGCGGCGGAGAUGCGGAUGUUACGAUGGAUGUGUGGGAAGACAUGGUUGGAUAGGAUUUCGAACGAAGUUAUCCGACGUCAGGUAGGCAUGGCGCCGGUGGAAGAUAAAUUGCUGGAAGCGAGGUUGAGAUGGUUUAGUCAUGUGAGACGGCGGGAUGCUGACGCCCUGUACGGAGAUGUGAGCGGAUUACGGUUAUCGGGGGAAGUAGGGGAAGGGGUAGACCUAAGAAGAAUUGGAAGGAGGUUGAGCCGGGGGUCUCUUGGAAACAGCCUCCCUGCUUCCGAGUAGGGGCAAGAAUUUGUCUUAUCAUACGGCAUCCACAAGUAGUUUUAAAAGUGGACCGCCAUGUUAGAGCUGGUGUGCUCUGGUAUGGAAAUAAUACAUCCCUUGGAGUACAUGAGAGAGAGCAUUUGGCCGUGUAGGCCGGCUAAACAUCUAAUGCAUCUCUCCAAUAUCAGAUAAUAAGGUUUUGAUAAUCAGAAAAUUUCGAGGAUGUGAGACUUCAACGAAGGAAGCUGAUGAGGUGAGGUAACUGGGAUGAAUGAAAACCAGUACCCAUU
Molecule: messenger RNA, 1343 nt
Organism: Cuscuta campestris
Lineage: Eukaryota; Viridiplantae; Streptophyta; Magnoliopsida; Solanales; Convolvulaceae
Source: the annotation of a GenBank genome assembly